AAUGAUGGCUUCGAAAAAAUUCUUUAUUGAUGAAGAAGAACUUUGUUGCGCAAUUUGUUUGGAUUUAUGGAUAGAGAAGGACAAUAGGGUAUUACCUUGUCAGCAUACUUUUUGUUUAGAAUGCUUAGAGAAUAUCUCUAACAAUUCUAUUAUAAAAUGCCCUACUUGUACGAAAUCUUUCAUCUCUCCGAUUGGCGGUGCAGUAAAUCUUCCAAAAAAUCCUUUGAAGCACGCUCUACAGAAAGAUGUAAAUAAGGAGAAACUUUGUACCAAGCACGAAAAAACAGCUAUUACGCCCAUAUUCGUUUGUUCAACGUGUAGGGAAGAGAACAUUUGCGAAGAUUGCUUUCAGCUUGAUCAUAGUCCGUCUAAAUGCAAAUUAAUAUCGUUAAAUCAUUUAGAACAGAAUAAUACUAUAUUUAGAAACGAAUGUCAGAAUAUCCUGGAUGAACAGAUGACUAAGGAGGAAGAGAAUAAGAUGAGAUUACACAACUAUGUCAUUGAGUUGAAAAACGAAUGUUUAGCAAAAAUUGAUAAAGUUGUCAAUAAGUUAGAGGAUGAAAUUAUCAGAUUCUACGAAUAUAAAAUGGCGUCUUUAAUGAGGAUAUCAGAAAAGUUGAAUGAUAAAUUUGUUGAUGAAUCAAAAAUCAAGGAAGAUAUUAAAGAAUUAUCGUAUUUAAAGUUAAUAGAAGAUAAUUCACCUAUAAUAUCUAUUGAUUGCCGAUUAAUUAGGAGUAAUUCAAAGAAAGAUAUUACAAAAAUACAUAAGGUUAAUACUUUUGAAAUAUUAAUGGAAAAGUUCUUUUUAACCGAUGAAGGACUUUACGAAUUGUUAGCGGAAGUCUAUCUGAAAGAUGAAAAUCAACUUUCUAUGAUCUACUUUCGCGAGCGAAAUGACAGCGAACCUAAAGUGUUCUUUCUGGAUAAAUUAAUAAUGAAGUUCGUUGUGACUGAUAGAAAUAUAUACGCUUUAUCAGCCAUCGAUGGUUCUUUAUUAAAAUGUUCUAAAGCUGAUCAUCAUCAACUGGAGUUUGAUACUCUAUUCGAUUCCGAAGCUAAAAUGAAGGUUAUCGACGAAAAAACCUUUUCGUAUUUUGAUAAAACUUCAACUAAACUCUUUGCAACUGAAGAUAAAGAUAACCACGAAUACGUUCUCACUUACGAAACAUUCGAUAUAAACGUAAUUUUCUUCUUUGAAGAUAAUUCUCUUAAAUGGACAAAAAAGAUAUUUAAUCAUGUAGAAAAUUUUUGCCUUAUGGGUAAUGGUUCAAUAGUAACAUCAUUUGGAAAUCAAUUAACCAUUCUUGAUAAGAAUAGCGGAAAAGAUUUACAUAUCUUAAAGUUAAAUAACUUUGCUAUAUCCACAAUCUGCUACUUGAAAACAGGUAAUCUCAUUAUUCAAACGGAUGAACUAUCGGAAUUGAAACUUUUCACCAACGAUUUAAAAUUUCGUCAAAAUCUUCAUCUUCAUAGCGAACGAAAGUGUAAAGGAGUUACUAAAUCCGGUUUACUCUGUCUAAAUUCCAGUGUAUAUAAAAACGUUAUUCACCUAUACAAAUUAAUUUAG
Messenger RNA from Dimorphilus gyrociliatus, 1567 nucleotides. The record is from the annotation of a GenBank genome assembly. NCBI's taxonomy places the organism in Eukaryota, Metazoa, Annelida, Polychaeta, Dinophilidae.